Phymastichus coffea is the source of this 3598-nucleotide messenger RNA. Its product is annotated as ABC transporter G family member 20-like. Gene Ontology annotation, cellular component: membrane. Gene Ontology annotation, molecular function: ATP binding; ATP hydrolysis activity; ABC-type transporter activity. NCBI's taxonomy places the organism in Eukaryota, Metazoa, Arthropoda, Insecta, Hymenoptera, Eulophidae. The transcript has 15 exons. The record is from RefSeq and is a predicted model, not a curated record. Bases 259 to 2418 code for a protein of 719 amino acids.
GUCGCUUGUUGCCGUGUUCGACAACUAUAUAUCAUAUAAAACGCGAAGUGCAAUCGUGCGACUAUGAGAUCGUCUUUGUGGUGACAAGUACUCGCGAGAAUUCAUUAUAAGAAUACAAGCGGACUGCGUGGUCGAUGAACCUGCUGUAGCUGAACGGUACAAAAAAGACGAGGCUUCCUUUCCCCUAUUUUGUAGGCCACAGAUCCGGCCUAAUUCGUUGUAGGUAACUAUUCUGCUGAUCCAAAUUUAGAAGCUACGAUGCAGCAGGACGCGGUUAUCGUGAGAUACGCUUACAAGCGCUAUGGAAAAGGACAGCCACCCGUUCUCGAUGGCCUCAACAUGACCGUUCCUCGAGGAUGCAUAUACGGAUUACUAGGCGCAAGCGGCUGCGGCAAAACCACCUUGUUGUCGUGUGUCGUGGGAGUUCGCAAAUUGGAUCAAGGCGAGAUAUGGGUGUUGGGUGGUAAACCCGGACAAAAGGAUUCAGGUAUACCAGGACCCAGAGUUGGUUAUAUGCCCCAAGAGAUCUCACUUGUUCGCGAAUUUUCCGUUAUCGGUGCUCUAUAUUAUUUUGGCCGGAUCAAUGGUCUUGAGGACAGAGAUAUUGACGAACGGUUCACUUUCUUUUCGGAGUUACUGCAGUUGCCGCCGAAGAACCGGCUUGUAAAGCACUUAAGUGGUGGCCAACAGAGACGAGUAUCCUUUGCCGCUUCGCUGAUACACAAACCCGAACUACUGAUACUCGACGAGCCCACCGUUGGUUUGGAUCCUAUUCUUCGUGAAAACAUAUGGCAGUUCCUGGUGAAAUUAACAAAGGAAGAAGGUACAGCAGUAGUAAUCACAACACAUUACAUCGAGGAAACCAAACUCGCCAACAGGAUCGGACUACUGAGAUGCGGUCAGUUGUUGGCAGAGACGACACCAACGAAAUUAUUAGCAAGGUUUCAUUGUCAAAGCCUCGAGGAUGCCUUCCUCAUCCUUAGUCAAAGACAGAAGGAACGCAGGGACAAGGGAAUUCUCAAUGUGGACAACGAUCGACUUGCCAUCGAUGAUCUUGAUGAGGUGUUUACCAAUACGAUACCUUCUUUACAGUCAGACCAUCGCAAUAACAUUGAUUGUAUAGUGAAUAGUGAAAAACAACUGCUAGACAGUCAAUACAACGAAAAAAAAAGAACCCCACAUUGUUCGACGUUUUUUGGAAAGAUAUUUAAAGCCUUAAUGAUAAAGAACUUUCUUCAAUUUUUGCGACAUCCUGGUGGCAUUCUGUUCGCCUUCAUUUUUCCAAUAGUCCAAACAACGAUAUUUUUCUACUCUGUCGGCGCGGAUCCCAGAGGUAUCGUAGUUGCCGUUGUCAACGACGAAGCUGGACACUGCGACCAUGGACGGAACUUGGGCCAAGUCAUUUAUAAUCCGGACGAGAAAACGUGCGAUUAUAUAGAUAUUAGCUGUCGGUUUUUGCAUGGUUUCAACGAAUCCGUUAUGACAAAGCAAUACUUCAAUACGCUAGAGGAAGCGACGCUGGCAGUGCAAUCAGGCAAAGCCGCAGGCACAAUGUACUUCGGUCGAAACUUCUCUCAAGCGUUCCAAAGCCGCCGCGAUUCGUUAGACUUCCUUGCAGAGGAUGACAUUGUCGCAAGCGAGAUCCAUACGGCGCUCGACAUGGGCGAUCGCCAAAUCGGACUGUUCCUACAAAAGAAUCUUUACGAGCGGUUCUUUGAUAUCCACGCAGAUAUAGUAGCCACCUGCGACAUUUCUAGGAAAUUUGUCAGCAUGCCUAUUCACUUUGAAGAACCUGUGUUUGGAAGAAAAGACCAGAAAUAUUCGGAUUUUAUGGCACCAGGAUUCAUACUAACGAUCACUUUCUUUCUGGCAACGGCCGUGUCCUCGUCAAUCAUCAUUGCGGAUCGUGCUGAGGGUGUGUGGGACCGAAGUCUCGUACAAGGAGUCACAACGUCAGCAAUUUUAUUUUCCCACAUUAUCACUCAAUUCCUGAUGAUCAUUAUUCAAGUGACAGUGGUAUUAGUCAUAACAUUCGCAUAUUUCCAGUUGUCUUGUCGAGGCAACUUUGGAAUGGUCAUUGUAUUGGUGCUACUAACCGGGAUAGGCGGAAUGUGUUACGGAUUUCUCAUCUCCGUGCUGUGCACUUCCCACACAGUGGCUAAUUUCGUGUCAACUGGAAGCUUCUAUCCUAUCAUACUGUUGUGCGGAGCGGUAUGGCCAGUCGAAGGUAUGCCGCCGUUCCUGAGGUAUGUGAGUUACUUUAUGCCAACGACAGUACCAAGCUUCGCCCUACGUGGACUUCUGGAUAAAGGUUACUCGAUAUCAGAUCCUGAAGUUUACAGUGGCUUUUUAGUCACGAUUGGUUGGAUUUCAACCUUUGUCACUCUGUGCCUACUCGGUCUACGCAAAAUCUCGUAACGAGACACGGCAAUUAGUCGCUUUUUUUUUAAUUUAUUGAAGAGGACAUAAGUCUCUGAAUCUUUGCGAAGAAACUUAACUAUCAUGAGGCUUUAGAAGAAAUUUUUAUCGAAUAGAAGUUUUAAUGUGGGUCGUGUAAAAAGUUUCAGUAUUUUAUUGCAAAAACUGUUUGACUUUUUGCCGGUUAGUUGUUUUCGAAAAAACUAAUUAUUUUUUUUUUAUUAGAAAAAAUAAAGAAAGAGAUCGUUGAAGAUUGUAAUUAAAGGCAUAGAGAUGAUUUCAACUUGAAUUUUAAUUUUGAAACUUUAAAUGCUUGUUUUAUCGAAGAGAACACGGAGAAAUAAGAAAGAAAAUUGAUUUUUAAGUUUUUAACUGUUGGAUAUAUCGCAAUUCAUAUUUUCACAAAGUUUUAUAAGUUAGAUUGUUGAUAUCAUCAAUAAAAACACUGUUUUGCAUGUCAUGAGAAAAAACAUAUUUUAUCUGCAUUCUUUGUGUACGACGUUUGUCGUUAUAAUCCAUCAAUUUUCAAGGAUUAGCAAUAAUAUAAAUUAUGUUUGGUCUUGCCAUUUGUGUUAAAAUCUCGCAAUUGCACUAUCUUAAACAGGGUCACAUUGCGUUGUAAGAUAUUGUAAAAUAUUUUCGACCUCAUUGAGGUGAUGGAUGUAAAAUACAUUUACCGCUUAGAUAAUAUGAUGAAAUCUAUUAUUCCCGUAGAAUCGAAUAGUAUUUUUUAUUAUACUACAUUGGAUAACUUAUAUUUCAUAUUAAAUGUCAAUUUAAAAAUUUGGAGCAUCAUAGACACUUUGAUACUUUGUAAAUGUAUUAUUAAAAAAAAUAUUUUAUAACUAUUUUUAUAAAGGUAUCACUCUUUAUAACCACUUUGUAUGUUGAUUGAUCUUUAUAAAAAAAAUCUUCUAAAUGGAAUGCAUCUCUAGUCAGAAUAUAAGCAAAAUAUGAGAAAAUAUCUUCAAAAGGAUGCUUAAAAUAAAUGUUAAAAGUAUUUUUUUGGUAAUAAAAUUGCAAAAAAAAUCUUAUUGCAUAAAAAAACUGAAAUCUGAUUUAAGUAGUUCAGAUUACCAGAUUGUACAUCAUUAAAAUAAAUUUUUAGAAAAUGUAAAUAAAUUAGUUUAUUUUAAUAAAAAUAUUUCCUAUUAAAAGUAAUGUUUUCUACACCUAACAU